Molecule: messenger RNA, 1644 nt
Organism: Closterium sp. Yama58-4
Lineage: Eukaryota; Viridiplantae; Streptophyta; Zygnematophyceae; Desmidiales; Closteriaceae
Source: the annotation of a GenBank genome assembly
AUGCACUGGAGGAUCAUGUUGUGUGGUGCGCCAUCGUGUCAUCUCACAAGCUAUCGUGUCAUCUCACAAGCCAUCGUGUCAUCUCACAAGCUAUCGUGUCAUCUCACAAGCUAUCGUGUCAUCUCACAUGCUAUCGUGUCAUCUCACAUGCUAGCGUGUCAUCUCACAAGCUAUCGUGCCAUCUCACAUGCUAUCGUGUCAUCUCACAUGCUAUCGUGUCAUCUCACAUGCUAUCGUGUCAUCUCACAUGCUAUCGUGUCAUCUCACAUGCUAUCGUGUCAUGUCAUCUCACAUGCUAUCGUGUCAUCUCACAUGCUAUCGUGUCAUCUCACAUGCUAUCGUGUCAUCUCACAUGCUAUCGUGUCAUCUCACAUGCUAUCCUGUCAUCUUACAUGCUAUCGUGUCAUCUCACAUGCUAUCGUGUCAUCUCACAUGCUAUCGUGUCAUCUCACAUGCUAUCGUGUCAUGUCAUCUCACAUGCUAUCGUGUCAUCUCACAUGCUAUCGUGUCAUCUCACAUGCUAUCGUGUCAUCUCACAUGCUAUCGUGUCAUCUCACAUGCUAUCGUGUCACCUCACAUGCUAUCGUGUCAUCUCACAUGCUAUCGUGUCAUCUCACAUGCGAUCGUGUCAUCUCACAUGCUAUCGUGUCAUCUCACAUGCUAUCGUGUCAUGUCAUCUCACAUGCUAUCGUGUCAUCUCACAUGCUAUCGUGUCAUCUCACAUGCUAUCGUGUCAUCUCACAUGCUAUCGUGUCAUCUCACAUGCUAUCGUGUCAUCUCACAUGCCAUGUCAUGCAUGCAACCUGUCGCCAGCUGGCAGUGCAGAAGGUCCUAGAUGCGCGCUUCCACCCCAGGGGCCUCCCUCAGCUCGUCAUUGGCUGCAACGAGAUCCAGGCGGUGGAGUAUGCCAUGGAUGGUGACGUCAUCCUCUCCUGUGGGGGCUCUACUCUCAAGGUGUGGGACAGCGCGUCAGCAUCGUUGCUGCACUCAUGUGGCCCUGGAGCCAUAGCAUCACCAUCACAUGCUGAUGCCGCUGCUGCCACCAGUGCAAGAGCAGCUGACGGUACCAGCAGCAGCAGAGGCAGUGGCAUCCAUGCACAUGUGGAUGGUGGUUUGAGAACCGGCAGUGGCGAUGGCAGCAGCAGCAAUAAGCCAUCGAUUCCUUAUCAUCGUGACAACAUCUGUGCUCUUGCAGUCAACCGGCAGGUGUCACACCUAGCAGCCACCAGUGGUGCCAGCAGUGACCCACGGGUCAUCCUGUGGGACGUGCGCUCAGCCAAGCCCCUCGCCCACCUUUGCCCGUCCUUCACUCUGCCACCCAGGGCAGCAGGGCACUCUCCCCGGGUGCGAGUGCGCAUGGCAAUGGAUGCGCUGUGCUUCGCAGACGACCGCUGGCUUGUGUGCGGCUCUGAUACCACCGGCACUGCACCCUCCACCGUUGUCCUCUGGGAUACCUCCCGCCCCUCCUCCUCCUCUACCUCCGCUGCACUCGCUGCAUCUCCUGCUGCUUCUGCCACUCCUGGUGGUGCCUCUGCUCCCAGUGCGGGACCCUCUGUGUUCCACAUGCCUGCCUUUUCCUCUGUAAGUGCAAGUGAAGAGCGGUCUUGGAACUGCAGGACGAUUUUGAGGAAUUCGCAGAAGUAA